Molecule: messenger RNA, 1359 nt
Organism: Ixodes scapularis (black-legged tick)
Lineage: Eukaryota; Metazoa; Arthropoda; Arachnida; Ixodida; Ixodidae
Exons: 7
Coding region: 1-1359 (452 amino acids)
Source: RefSeq, a predicted model, not a curated record
AUGGCUGAUUCAUCGUCAACGUCGUCAGAGGCGAAAAAUCCGAAUAUCCUUGAUGGAAAAUUGUUUAAGGUCAUUGCGGAAGAAGACAAGCACGUGAAGGCCAUCUGCCAGUCAUGGCUAAAGACUAUUUCAGGUGCUCCCGUGGUCACGCAGACCAAGUUCGACAGUUUAUUGACGGAUCUGAUUGUGAAAGGGAUGCUUCCUUUGACCUUCGUCGAGCAGCCGGAGUUUGUGGCCUUCGUCAAAGGUACUUGCCCAGCAACCCUUAAUGUCAUGUCGAGAAGAACUCUGGGUCGCAGAGUCGACUCUGACUACGAUGCCCAUCUCGAAAGAGUUAGGGCGGCACUUAAAAUGCCGCUGUACGUGUGUCUUACGGCCGAUGUGUGGUCAACGUCAACUAAGAGCUACCUGGGUGUGACAGCCCACUGGAUAUCGGAAGCGACACUAGAACGACAAUCCGCCGCACUUGCCUGUAGGAGAUUUGCUGGCACCCACUCCUACGACAGAGUCGCCGAGUUGCUCUCGGACGUUUGCACAGACUACUGCCUGCCUACAGGAAAGAUUACUGGCACGGUCACGGAUAACGCCACAAAUUUUGUGAAGGCAUUCAAGGAAUUUGGCGUAACGGCCUUCGACGAAGCGUGUGCUGCAGAUUCCGAGGAUUUCGAGCUCGUCACGUUUGAGGAGAUCGAGCCCCCAGGCCCGCUUUUGUCACAGCACCUGCGGUGCGCCUGUCACACGCUCAGUUUAAUCGCAACGGCGGACGUCAAGAAAGCUAUCAGCGCGAACCAUGCUUUGAACCGCCUCCAUUCCAGCGUCAUGAGCAAGUGCUCGAAAUACUGGGGCGCCUCAGGUCGGCCAAAAUCAGCGGAAGUCGUUACAUCUAUCCUUGGCAAGCAACUACCAGCCCCUUGCAUCACUCGCUGGAACUCUCUGCACCACGCCUUGGACGUCCUCACCCAGAACAAGGAGCAAUUACAAGACCUCUCGAACGCGCUGCAGCUACCCUCAUUGAAGUCCUCGGAGAUUGAGUUUAUUGAGGAAUAUUGUACCAUACUCAAGCCAAUUGCUACAGCGCUUGAUCGCCUGCAAGGAAGCAGCAACAGUGGUUACUACGGCGAGUUGCUUCCGGUGUUGUUCACGGUCCGAGCGAAGCUGGAACACGUUCGGGAAAAUUUACAAAGUCCGCACACGGAAAAGAUCGCACAGGCUGCCCUGGACAGUCUGGAGAGACGUUUCCAGAGGUGGUUGUGCCUGGGUGACAAGCCAGCCAUUAUCGCUUCUUGUAGUCACCCGUAUUUUAAGACCCGUUGGAUGCCACGCGAUGGACACACGCACGUCGAUCACAAUGCUGCAUGA